CGCUGUGCCCCAUCAUGUGACAGAGCUGCUGCAAUGAUGUGGAGAACUAUCGCCUCGUCGGGACCAACAAUGGAGAAGGUGCUGGCAACACUGCUCUGUGUGAUGGAGGAUUGGCCUCUGCACAGCAUGUGCACCUCCGAUGGGGACAACAAGACUGUUUUUUCCCUGGCUGCAACUCUGGUGCUCUGGGUGAUUAUCCAAGUGCCUGAGUGCCACGAGGCCAUGAUCCUUUAUUCCGCCCGCCUGUUUGUGGCUCUGCUGUUCCAUGUUGUCAUCACCACCCAGCAGAUGCCACCAGUGGAAGUUGACAUCUUCUGGAGAGCAUGCCAGGAGGAACACCGCCUUCCCAGCAACCCCAACAGGUUUGCAGUGCAGGCCAUGAAGGCUCUGCUCUGCUGUUUGCACUAUGAUAGUGAGUUGAUGGCUAUGGAGCGCAAGCGUGGCUGGGACACGCUGCUCUGUGCUGACACCCAGCACUAUGCCGUGGGUCUGUUGGCCAGGGAGAUGCACGGUGCCUCCCUAUCCUUAUGUUCUGGGAUUGCACUCCGCCUGCUCCGGCUGCUCAGCAGGGAGGAGCCAUGCUGGGAUCUGCCCUUCCUGCCAUUCCUUGUGGAGGUCCUGGAUUGCCUGGACUUGCGUGAACAUGGUGACAGCAUCCUGGAGAUCAUGUCAAUGCACCUGCAGAAUGAGUGCAGGCAGAGGCGUCGCCUGGCGCUCAGAGGCCUCAUGGUGCUCAGCAAGGAUCCCUCGAUGGCCAUAAGAAUGUGCAGCCUGUCUCAAAGCCUUCUGGAGCUGCUGGGUGAUGCAGACAGAGAUGUGCUUGGCAUGACCCUCCACGUGUUCACUAAUAUGCUCAAGACCAAAGACAUCCUGAUAUCCAGUACCACUGCCCCAAAGCUGGCUGAGGCACUCCUGCUGCUCUUUGACCAUGACCACAGCCAUGUGCAGCUGCUCUCCCUUGACCUCUUCUUCAACAUGAUGGACUUGGUAAUGGAUGAGGGAAAAAAGCCUCUGGAGAAGAUUUUGAGCCAGAGCCUGAUUCCCCUCUUCAUCCACUGCUAUGAUGUGAACCAGCAUGUGGCGAAGGCCUCUCGGAAAACGCUGAUUCGUGUGGCCGAGUUCCUGAAGAGGAGAAAUCUCAAGCAGCUGAUGAAGAAGGAGCAGCUGUCGAACUUUGCAGAGUGUCUGCUGGCACAGGACGAGAGGCGAGCAGCUGAGCACCUGCGCCGGGCCCUGCCGUACCUGCAGAGCCCACAGGAGUCCCUGCGAGCGGCGGCCAUCAGGUUCAUCGAGACGGUCGAGGUGCCAAUGAGGGGGCAGCAG
Molecule: messenger RNA, 1323 nt
Organism: Cyanistes caeruleus (blue tit)
Lineage: Eukaryota; Metazoa; Chordata; Aves; Passeriformes; Paridae
Source: RefSeq, a predicted model, not a curated record